AUGACAACCACCAAGUCGAUCGAGUUGCCGCCUCCAGCGUCCGCAGUCCCUCACAACUACGAUCCGCACGACUCGAUUCCAGUGGCAUCCAGAGUUCAUCGAAAGGAGAUCAGCGCUUGCAAAGUGCCGCCAUUGGAGCUGCAGCACGAUGAAGCUUUUCAGCACACACCCUUGCAACAAACGCCGCGCAGUGCCAUGUUCGGGUCCUGUACCCAAGCAGCAAGUAUCGUGAUCUCGGUGUUCUUUGAAGUUAUCAACCGCAGUGGCUACCGUACUGACCCGACAGCUCAAGACAGCGUGAUCACCCGUCAAGCCAAAGUCCUGUACGUGUCACUGCUCGAGAGUGUACAGAAAGAACGGGGGGAGUGGCAGGGGUUCUCGUUCAACACCAAAGCACCGGAGCACUUGAGCGUCCCAAGUCCUCGGGAGCACCUCAUGUCGAGCUUAAGUCCAGACGCUGCCACUGCUGACCAGUGUAGUGUGCUCAACAAACUGCUCGAAGUGAGUCUCCGUAGUCUCAUGGGUCCGUUUGUACCACCGGAGCUCUACGCUCAACAUAAGAAGGUGCUGCUGUGUGCAAGUCUGGCCGUUCCGCCAGCAUUCACGACAUUGCUAGCGAUUCGGGAGAUCUUGAAUUGUCUCGAGCGCGACGUGCGACACUGUUUGCUGCGGUUGUUUGCCUUAUGGGACCUCACUGCACGCGUGAGGGGCAGUGAGGUGCAACCAUUGAUGAAGACGAUCACGGACAACCAGCAUUACGUCUUUAGCAAGUCUUUUGAACGUGGCAGUAUGACUGCACGGAAAAGCGAACGACAGGACCCUGUUGCGACGCACCUCUUGCUGACAAUGGUGCUCUACCGGGACGUUUUGUUCAGCGACAUUGAGUACAUCCCGACGAAACAAGAGCUGCAAAGUCAUGCCAAGCUGCUUGAAAACAGUCGGAACAACGCUUGGGCGUCCGACACCGAGUCGAAGCCUACAUCCCUGUUGGAAAAAGACCACGACACGUUCUCGAGCGAUGGCGAUAUCAGUGGCAGCAGCGACGACGACAACAACUGGAGAGUGUGUGAUAGGAAGCGAUGGUGGCGGCAAAGUGCCGUCUCAAAGCACCAGCUUGCGUUUCGAUCCCGGACCUUGUCGUCCGGACCAUUCCUGGUCAACGAUCGGGAGUCACAAGGCGGCGAGACCGAUGAGAGUAGACGAUCGCUCCCGAUGCCGAGUCGCUAUAGUUCCCGUCGUCGUUUGGGUCGAAAGACAAUGAGAUCACGAAGCAUGUCGUCGCUUCCUUUGUCAAGAGGAACCGAUCCACUGGUGUCAGUGAAGCUGUCAAACAGUGUUGAUGGCAUCCUGCCCCCGUACAUUUUACCGCGGCAAUUGAGACUCUCCAAGCGGAUACCAACCGAGUAUCGCAAGUCUUUGUCAAGGAUGCCAGAGGCUCCCGUACCAAACAGAACCAUUCGAGCGGACUCGGGGACUCUGUCCAUGUCGAAGAAGCUCUCACAGCGCAGUUCAUCGUUGCCUCAUAGUCGCACGAGCGAGCGAUGCGAGAAACAUGAACAAGAUGUGGACACCAUCAGCGAGUCGUCAACCGCUUCUGCGAUCCACCGAGGGAAGAGUGCAAGAAGGAAAAAGAGCUUGUUACAUCAUCCAUCCAUUCGCUAUUCAGCUGCAGACCAAGCGAUGCACGAUGGUGUGUACCAGUUCCAAGAGCACGAAGUUCCGGAGAGGCGACAGAAGCCGAGAUACCUAUCGGUGGCGGCUUCCUACAUGACGACCCCAGCAGCUGCUGCUGCGACCCUGUGCGUCCUCGCAUCCAUAGCCACGAUCGCCAUUGUUGGGAUGCGCAAGGCCCCGAACAGUUGA
Peronospora matthiolae is the source of this 1863-nucleotide messenger RNA. The record is from the annotation of a GenBank genome assembly. NCBI's taxonomy places the organism in Eukaryota, Oomycota, Peronosporomycetes, Peronosporales, Peronosporaceae.